Molecule: messenger RNA, 570 nt
Organism: Polyodon spathula (Mississippi paddlefish)
Lineage: Eukaryota; Metazoa; Chordata; Actinopteri; Acipenseriformes; Polyodontidae
Gene: fam133b
Product: family with sequence similarity 133 member B
Exons: 6
Coding region: 61-426 (121 amino acids)
Source: RefSeq, a predicted model, not a curated record
UCACCUACGGAGCCAUGUAAAUAAUCUAAUUCAAAUUACAUUUCCGUUAAUUAGGUUACCAUGGGGAAGAGAGACAACAGGAUUCAUUCUUCAUCUUCCUCCUCUUCAUCAAGUUCUGAUUCUUCUAGCAGCUCCCCUGACUCUGAUGAGGAAGAUAAGCACAUUAAAAAGAAAAGAAAAAGGAAGCACAGCUCUGCCAGGAAAUCAUCCGUGGGUUCUUCAUCUGAAUCUGAUGCUGACAGUAAGGAGUCUUCAAAAAAGAAAAAAAAGAAACCCAAGGACCCAGUGAAAAAUAAGGAAGACAGCUGUAGCAGCAGAAAGAGGAAAAGAAAGUCUUCAUCUGAUACGGACCUUGAUAUCGAUGUACCAUUGAAGAAGAAAAAGAGAAGUAGUGCAGUUAACAAAAAUGUAACUACAAGAGAAUAAAUUGUGUUCUAAAAUCAGUGUCUUGCUUUUGCAAUGUUGGAUGAAGUAAUACAUUACUGUAGUAGAUACAUUUCUAGUGUUUGUAUUUAUGUGUUUGUGUCUCUGUGUACACAUACACACACACACUCUGUCAGCACUCGUAUA